AUGUCGUCCAAGAGGCACUCCGUCCUCCCGGCCGUUGACCGCAGCGGUCCGAAACCGCCUGUCAACUUCUCUACGUCGCUUACCAUUUCCGAUAAUGCCGUUCUCCAGGGCACACACUCGAUCACGAUGCAGGCAGAGACGGUAGUGCACCCCCGAUCGCGCAUCGAGUCAAGCGUUGGCAGCGUUCUUGUUGGGCGACGAUGUAUCAUCCAGGAACGCGUGCACCUCGGAGCUGCUUCGGGAAAUAUAGAUAAGGGCACAGGUGGUGUCAGCCUUGGGGACUACGUGCUCAUCGAAGCGGGCUCAGUUAUCGAGGCUGGAGGCACGGAAAUCGGCGAGGGCAGCAUCAUUCAAGUGGGAAGCAAAAUCGGAAGCGGUGCGAAGAUUGGCAAAGUAAGGGCUGAGAGUUACUUGUUUCUUACACGGAGAAGCUAA
Messenger RNA from Trichoderma gamsii, 435 nucleotides. RefSeq lists its product as hypothetical. Gene Ontology annotation, molecular function: dynein complex binding. The transcript has a single exon. The record is from RefSeq and is a predicted model, not a curated record. Gene Ontology annotation, biological process: mitotic spindle organization. Bases 1 to 435 code for a protein of 144 amino acids. Gene Ontology annotation, cellular component: dynactin complex. NCBI's taxonomy places the organism in Eukaryota, Fungi, Ascomycota, Sordariomycetes, Hypocreales, Hypocreaceae.